Molecule: messenger RNA, 420 nt
Organism: Prorocentrum cordatum
Lineage: Eukaryota; Dinophyceae; Prorocentrales; Prorocentraceae
Source: the annotation of a GenBank genome assembly
AUGGACGUUGGCAGUAUUCGUUGCUCGAGGGGUCCGCGGGCGCUUCCGGAUAGCUGCUCCUCGACGGGUAGCUCUGGGUCUGCGGUGUCUCUCGGCUCCCUGCCCUGCCUCCGUCGGGGCGGGGGCGUUCUCUCGGGGGGCCCGCGAGCAUGCGUGCCCCGAGAAGGCUGUCGGCGACCCGGUCGGCUCUCGGGUCGACCUUCGAGCGGUCCUCGAGAGAGAGGUGGCCCGCGUGCCCCCGAGGUGCCACGGCGGGCGAGGGUGGACCCCGCGUGGGAGCACGACACCGAGGUGGAGUUUUUGGAGCUGGGCCGCUCCGAGAAGAGCUGGUGGAUGCAGCGCGCAGAGACCAUGGGCGGAGCAAGCCGCUCGCUGCCCAUGGAGGCGAAUUGGGUGCCGGUCAGCGAGGGCGCUGCCUGA